AUGUCGUACAAGGGCAACAAGAAAUGGCCGGGGAUGGUCACCUCCGUUCGGGACCGAAAGGCCGAGAAAGAGAAGAAGGAGGAGCUUCUGAAGCGCAAGCGGGAGGAAGAGGAGCGCGAGAAGGCUUUGCGCAAGAGCCAGGAGGAGGUGGCGCGGUGGCUGGAACAGAAGGGGAAGUUCCCAGAGGAUGAGCCACCGCCAAUCCGAGAGAAGCAGAUCAGGCGACGACCCAGCCCGGAGCGGGAGAAGGUCCGACGUCGGACCCGAGAAGAUAGCUACGAGGAUCGAAGAUACACCAAAGACAGGGAUUCGGCAUCGCCAGAGCCCAUUCGUGAGCGCAGAGCGACUCCCGAGCCCCAGGAUUCCAGGCGGUCUCAGCAAGGCGCCGGGGAUGCCUCUCGCGGUGCGCGGAGGAGGUUUGAGGAGGCGCUCCGUGAGGAGCGGCUGGCAGCGCAAGGUCUGGAGGGAGGCUACGAAGGCUAUCUCGGGGACUACGCUGAAGAGGUGCCUGAUGCCAAUGAGGGCCGCUGGAUCUCGUCCACAUCCUCCGGGAAGGACCCUGCGGCGGCAGCGUCCGCCUCCACGGCUGGCGCAUCCUCAGGGGGUUGGGUGGUGACAGAGGAGGCCACCCAAGAGUACGAAGCGCAGAAGAAGCAAGCUGCGCAGGAGAAGAAGAAGCGGAUGGAGGAGGAGAAGCGGCGAAAAGCCAAGCUCGCCAAUGCCUUCGCCUUCGGCAACGAAGAUGACGACGACAAGCGGGAGCAGGAGAGAAUCGCUGCGGCCAAGCAAGCUGCUCAGCAGUGGAAGCAGGAGAUGGCCAACAAGGUGCGGCCCAACAAGGCGGAUGUGCAGGGCACGAGACCUCGCAUAGACAUGUACACUGCCCUCAAGAUGAUUGCAGACUUCAAGCGGAGCUGCAAUGGCAAGGCGAAGCCCAUGCCCCCGGAAAUCGUCGAAGCAACAGUUCCCUGGAAGCACUUCAAGCCCGGCCUGGGCGCAGGCCAUUGUGACGGGGGCCCCGAUGCCAUAGCCUGCCAUUUGGUCGCGGUGCUUGGCAAAGGGGUCUGGGGGGAGCGGAGCAAAAUAGAGGUCGACGGAGCCGAACUCUGUGGGGACGAGGCUUGGUUCGCCGACGCCUCCUUGCGCGCCGACCUGCGGGCCGCUGUGCGCGAGGCUCACCGCGAGCAGAAGAUCCUCAUUGCUUCGCCAGCGGAGGAGGUGCGAAGAAUCUGCGAGGGAUCACACCUGGGCCCUCUGCAUGUGUUGCGCCUCGGUGGUGCCCACCUGGGCGGCUACGGCGAGGCUGACAUCGCCUACUCCUACAGACAGCUGUCGCGAGCCCUCCAUCCGGACAAGAACCCGGACAUACCAGAGGCGGACAAGGCCUUCCACCGCCUCAGCGAGGCGGCUGAGGAGUUGCGCCUGGGCCUCCAGGAGCAGCGGCGCCUCGUCGUGUGGUUCUCGUCGGCGACCGGGCAAGAGGUCCGAGACGACUUGAUGGAGAGGCCCCAGGAGCCUCUCUUCGCUGAGGCGUGCCGCCUUCUGACGGUGGUCUGCGGCGUGGCCGGCGAAGGCCGUGUUGCCACUGUGGCCCGGACAAGGGCCCUUGCGGCCUUCGCCACGCGCCAUCCUGGCUGCCGAGCGCCAGAGCUGAUGGCAAUGUGGUUCGAGAGGCCGCAGUUGCUGGAAGCCUUGGGCUCUCCGUCUUUGCGCACGGCCUACGAUUGCGCCGCCAAGCGCUACCGAGCACAGUUUCUCUGCCUGCUGGGGAGGGCCUUGGCCGCAGAGGUGCGGCGCAUGGGCACGGGCAUGCCCCGGGACGGCUGGAAUCAGAUCUCCCGGACCUUUCCAGAGCUGGGUCUCUGGCAGGAGUUCCGAGAGCAGCUUUACCAGCGUUGCUGGGACGACCCGUGUGGCCCAUUGCCAGGGCUCCACGGCCGUGAGCGCAGCCGAAGCCGCGAGCGCCCGCGGCGCAGCAGGUGGGCCCGCAAGUGGCGUGUGGCCAUGGCGGCGAUUCUGCCCUCCGGCGAGGAUAUGGCGGCGCCGCCAACAGAUCCCGAGGCCCAGAAACUGGCCCACGUGAUUUGGCAGGAUGUCUCCUCCUGGGUCAAAGAUGGGUCUGGCGCGGAGGCCAAACGAGCCCUAGGACUCUUCAGAAUCGACCACCAGUCUGCGGCAACCUUUGGGCGGGAGGCGCGCGAUCCCCGCCCUGGUGGGCAGGUAGGCGAGUGGUGCUUCAUCCCCACCUCAGACCUCUUCCUCGUUAUCGGCGAGGACCUUGUAGGCGUGACGCUUGAAGGCCUUUUUGCCGAUAACGCUCCCGGCCAGAAGAGGCUUAGCUUGGCGGAGUGCUACAGGAAGCGACCCACGCCGGUGGAGGCUCUGAACGAGGGCGCCGAGGAGAAGGGGCCGCCCAAGAAGGCUCGGGGGCCUGCGGCCCCCACGCUGGCGGACCUUUUGAGCUUGGGCCGAUGA
Symbiodinium natans is the source of this 2475-nucleotide messenger RNA. NCBI's taxonomy places the organism in Eukaryota, Dinophyceae, Suessiales, Symbiodiniaceae. The record is from the annotation of a GenBank genome assembly.